AUGCAGGUAUCCAAAAGCCUCAUCCUCACUCUUCUCAUCUUCCUCUUCCCAGCCAGCGGCGACGGCUUCCCCUUCACAAGCUUCGUAUUCACAAACUUUAACCAAAGCAAUAUCAAAGAUUUCUUCUUGUCCAGGGGUACUGGUGCAAGCGGGGCAUUACAGCUCACCCAAGACACCGCUAACCCUGCUCAGAUUACCAUGGUGAACAACUCUGGCCGCAUAAUCUACAACAAACCAUUCAAUCUCUGGCAGCCAUUGAACUCCACAACAAACAAGACAGCUUACUUCUCCACGUCAUUCCUCAUGAACAUAGCCAAUAUGACCCUUUCUCCCGGCGAAGGCAUGGCUUUUGUUAUUCUACCAUCUCUUGAUGAGCCUCCUCUGGCUAGCUUCGGUGGCUACCUUGGCCUCACCAACGAAACUCUGGAUGGUAAACCCUCUAACCAGAUAAUAGCCGUGGAGUUCGACACUGUCAAACAAGAGGCUAAUAAUGAUCCAGAUGACAACCAUGUUGGUCUGAAUAUCAACAGUGUCAAGUCCGUUGCCACCGAGCCACUGUCAACAAUUGCCAUUAAUAUCUCAUCUUUUCCGGCGAAAAACUACACCGUCUGGAUCGACUAUGAUGGUUUUGCUCAUAAGAUCAACGUGUCCAUGGCCGUCGAUGGUGAGAAUAAGCCCAGCGUGCCAGUCCUUAGUAAAGAUCUUGAUAUCAGUUUAUUCGUUGCUCCAAAGUCAUAUUUUGGUUUCACUGCCUCAACCAGCACCAACGUUGAGCUUAAUUGUGUCCUCAAAUGGAACCUCAGUGUUGAGGCUCUACCUGAAGAUGAUAACAAUGAUGGCAUAGCCGCCUGGCUGUUGGUUGUGAUCAUUGUAGCAUCAAUUGCAGUGGUUGCGGUUGUUGGAUACUUCUUACUGUAUAAAAUGCGCAUGAAGAAAAGGGACCCGGUUAUGCUAAUGAGUACUCUCAAAAGGUUGCCAGGAACUCCAAAAGAGUUCAAGUUCAAAGAGCUGAAGAAAGCUACCAAGAACUUUGAUGAGAAAAUGAGGCUAGGACAGGGAGGCUUUGGGGUUGUCUACAAGGGUGUGCUCCCAGAGGAUAACACAGAGGUAAUCGUGAAGAAAUUCUCUAGAGACAGCACCAAGUGUGAGGACGAUUUCCUCUCCGAGCUCGUCAUCAUCAACAAGCUACGUCACAAGCAUUUGGUCAAGCUCGUUGGUAAAUGGUGCCACGAGAACGGAGUACUCCUCUUGGUGUAUGAAUACAUGCCUAAUGGAAGCUUAAACAUGCACUUGUUUGGAGGUCCAGUGCUGAAUUGGAGUCUGAGGUACAACAUCAUCGCUGGCGUGGCUUCCGCGUUGCACUACCUGCACAACGAGUACGACAAAAGGGUCGUGCACAGAGACCUCAAGGCCUCGAACAUCAUGCUAGACGCUGCAUUCAACGCACGUCUCGGUGACUUAGGCCUGGCGCGUGCUCUCGAGACAGACAAGACCUCCUACGCUGAGCUGGAGCACCUCGGCGUGCCCGGCACCAUGGGUUACAUUGCCCCCGAAUGCUUCCACACCGGGAAGGCCACGCGUGAGUCCGAUGUAUACGCGUUCGGUGCUGUCAUUCUGGAGACCGUGUGCGGUCGUCGUCCACGCUGCGAUGUUUCUGGGUUUCAAUCCCUGGUUGACUGGGUAUGGAAGCUGCACAGGGAGGGGAGGAUGGACUCGGUAGACGUGAGGCUGGCCGGUCAGUACGACCACGAGGAUGCUAGGAGGCUGCUGCAGUUGGGGCUGGCUUGUAGCCACCCGGCGCCGGUGGAGAGACCAAAAGCAGAGGUUGUGGUGCAGAUCAUUGGUGGAGCAGUGGCGCCGCCUUUGGUGCCUCAGUUCAAGCCGGCGUUCAUGUGGCCGGCAGCCGUGAACUUCAAUUUAAUGUUUCAAAACAACAUCAUGGACUUUGCAGUUAGUGUUGGCAACAGUGAGAGGGAUAAGCUGGGCACCAGGUUGAUACCGGUUAUGUCACAGCUCAUCAACAAGGCCAGAGAUGUUGUGGUGGAGGAGAGUCUCUUGAUUUGCCAUCAUUAUUUCACAUUGUUCAUUGUGACCCAGUAG
Dioscorea cayenensis subsp. rotundata (Guinea yam) is the source of this 2100-nucleotide messenger RNA. RefSeq names its product probable L-type lectin-domain containing receptor kinase S.5. NCBI's taxonomy places the organism in Eukaryota, Viridiplantae, Streptophyta, Magnoliopsida, Dioscoreales, Dioscoreaceae. Gene Ontology annotation, molecular function: ATP binding; protein kinase activity; carbohydrate binding. Gene Ontology annotation, cellular component: plasma membrane. The record is from RefSeq and is a predicted model, not a curated record. Gene Ontology annotation, biological process: protein phosphorylation.